AUGGCAAAACUUUACUGCGAUGACAACUCUUGGGCGGCUGGAACGUGCACUCAUCUGGGAGGCCAAAGCUUCCAACUUACCCCCAGCGACAACACUGAUUCUGCAGGCGCCAUUUGGAACUACAUAGGCCAAUCUCUCGAUCUUACCCAAUCCUUCAUGGCAGAGGCAGAUCUAAAUAUGAUGAGUAACGGUUCAAGGGAUGGUGGCAUUGCAUUUGUUUUGCAAGAAUGCGGCACGGAUUGUCUUGGUGCAAGCGGUUCUGGUCUCGGCUACAGACACCUGGACUCGUCUGGCGGAACCGUUAAGGCGAUUCGUGUAGAUUCCUACACUGGCGGGGGACGUCAAACAGAAGAUUCCCAUGUCUCCAUCUGCGAGGAAAGGACCGGGGCCUUGAAGUGUGGGCCUCCAGUCAACAUUGGCUACGCUAGGGAUGGUUUGAACCACACUCUUCGAAUAUUGUAUUACGCACCUUCUACGCUCUUGCAAGUGCACUGGGACGGCCGAAUGGUUCUUUCUGAAACUGUAAACUUGAGGGUUGCCAUGGGCACUCCAGAGGUCCUUUGGGGCUUUACAGCCUCGGGCCAACAUCAGGUGGUGCACUUGAAGAGCAUAGAGACUGGCGACAUUUCAGAACCCACUGCAUCUCCCGUUGCCAGAAGCGGUGCCACUCCGUCCAUUUCUCCUUCAGCUCAUGUGACGGUCGACCCAGUGAUCUUUCAGGAAGACUUUGAAUCAGAAACUACGGACUUUCUGUACUCGGACAACUUGUUCUUGGGCACCAAGGCGGAAACAUCUUACAUGGACGGCGAGCACAGUGACUCUGAAUGGGGCAGGUAUUCUCGAAAUGAUGUCGGAGAUCCAAAACCUAGUGGAGGGCUUCGACUGCAGAUUGCUACUGAAGGGACCAUGUCCCUUCAAUACUCUGCUGGAUGGGAAGUCUCAUUUGACUUGGUCGAGUUUGUAGAGGCUGCUGUGGUGUCCUUUCAGUACCGAGUCAGGUUGGAUGACGGUUUUGGUGAUGGCGACCAAGGACAGGUUCUCUUUGACCUGGACGGGAGCUUGACCAUGGUCGACACCUUCAAUGGAUCUGAUUCCUACCAAGAAGAUUGGAAUUGGGCUUCAGUCAAUGUUGGCUUUUUGGCUGUAGGAAGACACACUGUAAAGCUGGGUGCCUGGUUUUCUCAAGCCACAGCAGGUAGCCGACUAUUCGUCGUCCGUUUUGACAACUUCUUCAUUACCAACCUCGCAGCCCUCCCAGCUCGAUGA
This is a messenger RNA of Seminavis robusta, 1266 nucleotides long. The record is from the annotation of a GenBank genome assembly. NCBI's taxonomy places the organism in Eukaryota, Bacillariophyta, Bacillariophyceae, Naviculales, Naviculaceae.